GACAGCUUCCCUUCUCGACAUAUCCGCGAACAGCCGGCAGCCGUACACCGCGCUUACCUUACUCCCUCAACCGAGAUUGCAACGAUAGCUGCUUCCUAACAUACAUAAUCGAGCCGAGUGACCUCUUGCCCGCCAUGUCUGCCGCCACCGCCAAUCCCCCCGCCAUACCUCCGAGACCGUCCAGGAGUCAAGAGAAGCAGUCGACUCCGAUGAUCCCCCCGCGGCCGACCAACAGGCGCGUCCAGCGCUCUAUCAGCCCCAACCCCGACCGCUUCGCUCCGUCGCCCCUAAACGAGGGCGUCUUUAAGUUUGGCCAGGGCCUGCAACCUGGCGCCCGCAAUGGCCACAAUGGCGACUUGAUAGCCCGCCCUACCUCGGUCGAGCUACCCACCCUCGGCGAGGAAGGCAAGGAGUAUGAGAGUGUGGCCGAGGAGUUGAGUUCGGGCAAAGAAGGAAGCGCCAGUCCCGAGCAAACCCGAACCGUCGCCCACGAUCUCAAACUCCACGCCCCGAAGCCGUCGUUGCCCGCCUCGAGUGCCAAGCAGCGCGUCAUGGCCGUUACGCGGACCGACAGCGAGCGAGCCGCCUCCUUUGGCAUUGGGAGGCCGAGCAGCGUCGAUGAGUCGGGUCCGGCCCAGCCGUCCAGCCGCAGUCUGAAGAAAAAGGCGAGCACCACAAGCCAGCUGUCUACGCCCGAGAGCCACGAUGAAGAGCACGGCAUUCCCGAGAUCGGUCUGCAGGUCCCCAUGCUCAAGAAUGCCGGCGACGUCCAAGCCCCGUCGCCUGCGCCUGCCGCCACCGAAGGUCUGAAGGGCAGGCAUCAUUCGCGGAGGACGUCCGCUCAUGGAAACCUUCCGCCUGGAAGCUACGGUUUGCAUGGCCACGGCGUCGCCCCGCAGGAUAAGCUUGAGAAGGCCUACUACGAGAAGCACCCAGAUCUGCUUAAGAAGGAGCAUGUGCCCCACCAUUAUGAUCGCCCCAACGACUUCUCCAUGAGCCGCGAUGACCUGAACAAAAUUGUUCGGGAGACCGCGAGCCGCGGCGCUGGUCUUGCCACGAAAAACUAUGCCGGCACCCCCAGUGAGCAGAUUGGUUGGCAGGCUCUUGAAGAGUCGGCCUCAAGGAUAGCUUCCCCUUCUAUUGCGUCACCCGAACUUGAGAAGGCCGUGAUCCACAUCGACGAGCCGAAUCGUAGGAGGUCGGUCAUGUUCAGCGACACCGAGUCAAACGCGGGAGACGCGGUAAAGAGCCCUUACACGGCCCCCAUUUUGGCUGAAGACGAGAUUGCCAAGGACCCAUCGGGCCUCGCCCACCAGCCGGCUGUCGAGCCUCCCGCCUUCGAACUGGAAGGUCCAUCUAGCCGCCCUACAAGCAGGCCCGCCAGCCUGUACAAGGAGACGUCGUUUGAGAAGCGUUCAACCCCUCUGGAAGACGUCAAGGAGUACGAGCCGCUCUUCAAGGAUGACGAGAACAUUGAGGAGAAGAAGCCUGCGAAGGAGGAGAAGCGCAAAUCCAGCCACUCGCAUCGCUUCCCCAGCGCCGACGUUUGGGAAGACGCACCCAGCAGCGUCUUCUACACGACGGAGGUUUCCACCCCGGAGGUUUUCGAUGAGAGUGAAAAGCCUUCGCCAUCAGUCGUCCCUCCCCCAAGAGAGGGCGAGACACCAGCUCAGGCCUUUGCUCGCCACCAGGAAGAACUUGCCGAGAGAGAACUCCGGGGGGAGCGCGUCACAGGAAAGCCUCUAUGGGCGCAGCACCAGAAACACCUCAUCGCCGAAAAGGCAGCAUCCCGUCCAAACAUGCAGCAGCGAUUCCCCAGCCGUGACGUCUGGGAGGACACCCCCGAAAGCCUGCAGUUGGAAACCACGGUGUCCACUCCGCAACAGGACGACGCAGCCUCCCCUUCACCAGCCGACGCUCUAAAUCCCGAAAUCCCAGAUCGGCCCCAGCCCAAGCCGACCGAGCCACCCGCACCCACCGACAAGCCCGCUGUACCCGAACGCCCCAAACCAAGGCAAGCCUCCGUCGACGACAAGCCGGCCGUUCCUGACCGCCCGAAACCGCAAAUCCCCGCCCGCCCCGCUAAAGCGGGCCCUACCUCGGGCGGCCUCGAACCCGCCGAGGCUGCGGCGCCACCUCCCCGCCAGAAGCCUGCUGUCCCGGCGCGCCCGAUGGGCUCCAAGAUUGCCGCGCUGGCAGGGGGGUUCAUGAAUGACCUCAACAGGCGUCUGCAGCUUGGUCCUCAGGCGCCGCCGCAGAAAAAGGAGGAGCCGGAGGACGAGGAGCAGGCUGCUACCGCUGCUGCAGGGGGAAAGGAGAAGGAGAAGGUCCCGCUUAGCGAUGCGCGCAAGGGCAGGGCCAGAGGCCCACAGAGACGGGCGCCUGCUGCUGCUGCAAGUGCUGCUGCUGCGCCGCCGGUGGAGGAGAAGAGCUGCGUGGUGUGUGGGGUUGUGGGGGCAGUGACAUUCUUUGAAAUUGAUCCUGAUGAGGGGAUCGUCAGUGCUGGUGGGGUGACGGGUGUCCCUGAGCCUGGACCUGAGGCUGAAAUUGAGGCCAGGGAGAAGAAACUGGAGGACGCCGAGGUCGAAGCUACCCCCGCUGAGGCUCUGGAAGACGAAGAGGAGGAAGCUGACGUCGCUGCCGAGCCUGAGCCGAAACACCAAGAUGCCUCAACCACAUACGAGACCAAGGCUCAACCCGUGGCAGAGUCCCAGCCUGAGCUCAAAGCUGAGGCCGAACAUGCUCCAAAGGCUGAACCUGGGUCCGAGCCGGAAAAGCAAGAGACCAAGUCCCUUGCCACCAACAUGGCUGGCGAGACACUGAUCGCGGAGGAUGUCAAGAAGGAUGAGGAACACGAGGCUGUCGAGUCUGUGAAAGUGGUGGAGCACUAGCUGAUUGGCCUCCUAGCGAUGACGGGUGAACGGUUGUGAGUAGCUGCGCUUGUCUUUGCAUCUGGUUCGUGCUUGUCCUGCUGGUGAGAGUUGAAAAUUUACUUUCUGGAUUACUUUUUGCU
Messenger RNA from Parathielavia appendiculata, 3013 nucleotides. RefSeq lists its product as uncharacterized. The record is from RefSeq and is a predicted model, not a curated record. The transcript has 2 exons. NCBI's taxonomy places the organism in Eukaryota, Fungi, Ascomycota, Sordariomycetes, Sordariales, Chaetomiaceae. The coding region runs from base 135 to 2891 and encodes 918 amino acids.